AUGCCUGCCUCACACCCGUUGGCUCCCAACGGCAACCUCAAGGUCUUGACUGAAAGAGGCCAGUCUUGGGACUACCAGAACGACAAAAUCCGAGGCGUCAACCUCGGUGGCUGGUUCGUGUUGGAACCCUACAUCACCCCCUCCUUGUUCACCUCGUUCGAAAAAGGCGCCGACCAAUCGCAGGUGCCUGUGGACGAGUACCACUUCACCAAGCAGUUGGGCAAGCAGUUGGCCGAGUCCAGAUUGCAGGCGCACUGGAGCUCGUGGUACACCGAAAAAGACUUCGAACAAAUCCAAUCUUUGGGACUCAAUUUCGUGAGAAUCCCCAUCGGGUACUGGGCGUUUGAGCUCUUGCCCAACGACCCCUACGUCCAGGGCCAGGUGCAGUACUUGGACCAGGCAUUGGCGUGGUGUCGCCAGUACAACUUGAAGGCGUGGGUCGACUUGCACGGCGCGCCAGGGUCGCAGAAUGGGUUUGAUAACUCCGGAUUGCGCACCACCAUCGACUGGCAAAACGGCAACAACGUCCAGGUCACCUUGAGCGUGUUGGACACUAUCUUCGAGAAGUACGGUAACGGUAACUACUCGGACAUUGUCAUUGGCAUUGAGUUGGUCAACGAGCCCUUGGGCCCUUCGUUGAACAUGGACGAGAUCAAGGACUUCUACCUCCAAGGCUACAAGAACUUGAGAGCCACCGGCUCCGUGACCCCCGUCAUUCUCCACGACGCCUUCCAACAGCAGCAAUACUGGAACGGUUUUGCUACCGUUGAAAACGGCGACUACUGGAACGUGGUCAUCGACCACCACCACUACCAGGUGUUUGCAGCCGACCAGCUCUCGUGGGACAUCGAUCAACACGUGCAGGUUGCUUGCGGCUGGGGUAAGGACGCAUUGAAGGAAGACCACUGGAACGUUGCGGGCGAAUGGUCCGCUGCCUUGACCGACUGUGCUCUCUGGUUGAACGGUGUAGGCCGUGGUGCCCGUUGGUCCGGUGACUACGACAACGCCCCAUACAUUGACUCCUGUGAUGCAUACACCGAGGAACAAAACUGGUCCUCCGAAUAUAGACAAAACGUCAGAAAAUACAUCGAGGCCCAGUUGGAUGCUUUCGAGCAAACUGGAGGCUGGGUGUUCUGGAACUGGAAGACCGAAAACGCGGUUGAGUGGGAUUUCCAAAGAUUGACGGAAGCCGGAGUCUUCCCUCAACCAUUAAACAAGAGACAGUAUCCUAACCAGUGUGGUUUCUGA
Molecule: messenger RNA, 1248 nt
Organism: Suhomyces tanzawaensis NRRL Y-17324
Lineage: Eukaryota; Fungi; Ascomycota; Pichiomycetes; Serinales; Debaryomycetaceae
Gene: XOG1
Product: glucan 1,3-beta-glucosidase
Exons: 1
Coding region: 1-1248 (415 amino acids)
Biological process (GO): glucan catabolic process
Cellular component (GO): extracellular region; cell surface
Molecular function (GO): glucan exo-1,3-beta-glucosidase activity
Source: RefSeq, a predicted model, not a curated record